GUGCUCUUCCAGUAAUGGCCCAUGGAUGGUAAAUUCCACACUCAUUUAUCCAUGGAAGUAAUGCAAAAGUCCCUUCCUGAAUGCCAAAUGAGUCUAAUCAUCAUCCAAGAGGUUUAUGUAAUUGAGUAACAUGCUGCACAACCCUGGUGACUACUCAGCCCUUGAGGAAUACUACCAAAAAAGACAGGCCAUGAUCCCUUCCAGUUGGGACACUCCACAGAAAUAUACUUCACCUCCAGUACUAAUUAAUAAAACAGUCCUUCGAGCUGAUGGUCAUGGUGAGGGAUUUGAAAAACUACUCCAGCUAUAUGGCGAGCAGUUACUGGUAUUGUGGAGAGCCACAUUGCUUUGCAAACGCAUUUUGCUCUUCUCACCUCCUCCAAUUGGCAUGUUGUGCUCUAGAGUACACUGUAUAUCUCUUCUUGGAUCACAUACUACGCCCGGUCUGCCUUCUCAGCUAUUACGUCCACUUUAUUAUGUCAACAUAGCAGAUGUAGAGACACUGCAAGAACAGCAUGCCUACAUAGCAUGCACAACUGAAAAGAUAUUUGAAGAGAAGACAGGACUGCUGGACAUCUAUGUGGAUAAUCAGAAUAUUCGCAUUCCCGGCUCAAUCCGUCACUUGCUGACAAUAACUACACAAGAUCGGAAACGACUGGCCCAGUUACAUUGUAUUGCACGAAGUUCAAGGAAUUCAGUACAAGAAUUCAUCAACUAUUUUUCACAGUCAAAUAACAAGAUAUUUUCUACCUUGUAUAUGAUUAGUCAAAGUGAUGACAAUGUAUUAAAAAGGCAUCACAUAGAAUCUAUGGGCCUUCAUCCUCAAUAUGAUAGAGGGUUUGUAUCAGAAUUAGCCUUAACUCAUGGUUUUGACAUAACGACAAGCAAGAAUUCUUGGAAGUGUUGUCCGUGUGACUAUUGAUAAAGAUGUUAAAUAGGAUACAAUUUGAAUGUCGAUAGGUUUGGAGGAGCAUUAGAUUUUGCAUUUAUUUAAGUUAAGUUGUAGCACUAUUAGGACUCUCAUCCCAGAUAAGUUUUAUAAGAAAUUGGAAUAAGAUAACGUUAACAACUAAGGAUAAAAGUUGACACUGCUAGGACUGUGAUAAGAACUUGUAUUCUCUUUUAAAGGAAGUGAAUAAGAUUAUAAAACAUGUGAUGGCAAAAAAAAGAAAACCAAAGUGAUGGAUACCUGUUUAUUUACUUGUUAUGUUUGGAAAUUGUUGAAUUGUUAUGAUAACCCCUAACCUCCAAGGGAACAAAGCAGUGACCUGUAUCUAUCUUCAGACAUUUUUCUUGAUAAUUUAUAGUCUCACCUUAGUGUCAAAGUUACCAGACCACUUGAGAAAUUUUUAUUAACCAUCAGAAUAUUUGCCAGUCUUUCCUCUCAACAUAGCAAAUCAUUAAAUGUUGAAAGAUAAGAAUACUUCCAGAAUAACUCUUAUGCCAAAACUUUUAGGGUGCAUGAGUGUCCUGCAUGGACUCGAGAUGAACGGGCCCUGGCAGUCAGGCACAUAAGUUGCAUAUAUUUUAUUUCCAUACAACUGAGCUGACAAAAAGUUUGUCUAGAUACUAAUAUUAUCAAGGCAAGACAGGUCACAUGUACUGGCGUCAUAACAAACUGCUUGGUCCGCGGGGUACAGGUGUUCGCAUGGUGACGCACUAGAGCACGUGGAGCAGGACAUUCCGUUUGAUGUAGCGGACUCCUUCAUCCAGUGUCUGGCAGUUGCCAGAAAUCACAAGAGUUUAUCACGCUCAGGGAUUUCUGUUACCCGGCAGUGAUGGGCUAAGAAUGAUCAAUCGUACAUCACCAUGAGGGCGACCAGAAAAAAAAAACAUAACGUCAUCAGUGUUGGGGGUUAGUAUUGUUAUAUGACAUUAUACAUUUUAUGAUUGACAUAUUUUUAUACGUCUUGGAAGUUUUGUUUGGAAUUCUCAUUAUUGAUAUUGUCAUUAUUAUUUUAGAUGUUAAGAUAUUGUUUUACAAUGUGAUUUUGUUAAUAAUCUUAAGUUUGACAAAUUGAUGCACAAUUUAACUGCUCAAUAUUCAUUGUGGGUAUACUGUAUGUUACAUCAAUACAACUAUAGUACAACAAAACCUCAUGAAAUAGUAGCAGAUGACCAACAUGAUGUAGAGACCAAAUUAGAUACUGAUAUAGUGUGCCUGUUGUAAUAUAUUUUGUACAGUUGGCCAUAUUUCUCUUCCAUUUUACUGGGUUUAUAUGACAACAAAGGGGUAAACUCAACCACUAGCUUAGAUUACAUUUAACCAAGAAUAUAUGAAGAUUAAACUUGUAUUUCCAUUAUUUUUUUUUUCAUAUUCAAAAUACUGCAGUCAGUGUUUAUUAAUAUGUAUAAAUUUGGAUAUAUGACUGCAAAGAAAGAAGGAAAAUACCAGAACAGGCUAGUCAAAGAAAAUAUAUAUAUUUUAUGUGUAUAUAAAGAAGUGAAAUGGAGUGUGUAUGGAGAAUUUCUAAAAGGUGUGCUAUAUUUUUGUGGACUGUUAACAGUCGGUUAGCUGCACUUUUAGUCAUUCCGCUCCAGAUCAUUUUUAAUUUUUUUUUUUUUUUUUUUUGUUUGUUUUGAUAGCUUAUAAAGCGUUAUAAUGUGUUGAUAACCAAUAUUUAUUUAUUAAUCCAUUGUAGUUGUAAUAUCUAGAAAAGUCAUUCCAUGAAAUAUGUGUGUGUGUGUGUGUGUGUGUGUGUGUG
Penaeus indicus is the source of this 2705-nucleotide messenger RNA. RefSeq names its product DENN domain-containing protein 11-like. Gene Ontology annotation, cellular component: cytoplasm. The record is from RefSeq and is a predicted model, not a curated record. NCBI's taxonomy places the organism in Eukaryota, Metazoa, Arthropoda, Malacostraca, Decapoda, Penaeidae. The coding region runs from base 131 to 922 and encodes 263 amino acids. The transcript has 4 exons.